This is a messenger RNA of Patella vulgata (common limpet), 3739 nucleotides long. RefSeq names its product zinc finger protein 236. Gene Ontology annotation, biological process: regulation of transcription by RNA polymerase II. Gene Ontology annotation, molecular function: RNA polymerase II cis-regulatory region sequence-specific DNA binding; DNA-binding transcription factor activity. Lineage: Eukaryota; Metazoa; Mollusca; Gastropoda; Patellidae. The coding region runs from base 303 to 3053 and encodes 916 amino acids. The record is from RefSeq and is a predicted model, not a curated record. The transcript is spliced from 6 exons.
GCGAAAGACCGUUUGUCUGUCAGGGUUGUGGUAAAGCUUAUAAAGCGAAGAGAAGUUUACAAUUACAUCAACUAACAUAUCAUCCAGAUCUGGUAGAGAAACAAAAACAGCAGACGUCGUUACGAGCCGAACAAAUCAUCCAUAAAACUCCCAUAAAUCCAGAUACCAACUCUUUAUUAUUGGAGGCGUUAAAAUCUCGGGCUAUUCACACAGACGACGUUCAGCCUCCUCAGGGUGAGAAGACAACUACCUCAGAUGAAACUGUUGCGGAAAGCGCUGCGAGUAAAAAAACAGACAAUAGUAUGAUGAUAGCCCUAUUAAACGCCGGACAGUUUAACAAUAAAACAGUGGUCAACGGGGUGGAGGAGAAGAAGACGGCGACCAGUAUGGACGACAUAUAUUCUGAUCGUGUGUGUAGGUUUUGUGGUAAAUAUUUUGGUAAACCCAGCGAGUUGAAAAGGCAUCAGUUGGUGCACACAGGAGAACGUCCCUACAAAUGUGAGUUAUGUGGUAAGGCCUUUAAGGCCAAAGGUAGCAUGUUGUAUCAUCAAAAGGCAGCCCACGAUGUCGAUAUAGAACUUAGCGAUGGACUAGAAGAGCGAUACCUCAAGUUAAAAAGUCGCGCAUUGAUGAAAUCGUUGUUCGUCAAAGAUCGGCUGCUAGAAAAAGAGCGAGCUAUAACUGCUGAACAUUCUCACAUUGAUUUAUUAAAUACCAAAGACAUUAAAAAAGAGAUCGAUUCUACAUUCCAGCUUUCAGCAAACAUUCACACCGACAAAUAUUUACGUGCGGGAUACGCCAGUCAAUUUAGUCCUGGAAUCGGACGACAGUUUUCUCACGGUAGUGACACGUCACCAAGUAACGAUAAGGGAAUGGAUUGCGAUGGCCCAGAACUAGGGAUGAAUGAACAUGGUGGAUAUAGACUCGAUCGAAUGACAAUCAAAAAUGAAACAGUUGUUGUUACACGUAUCGAUGGUGUAAACAAAGAAACGGGGAAAGAUACCUCCGUGUAUAAAUGCUACAUCUGUAAAAAACUUUUCCCGACUUUAAGCAAAAUCCAGUGUCACAUGUCCAUGCACUUUGACCUUGAACUUACAACCUAUCAAUGCCAAUCGUGUGACGAAUCUUUUGAUUCGAAAGUAAAGAUGAUGGAACACGCUAAAAUCCAUCAAACAGUCGAACCCGUCGUCAUGAGCGACGAAGACAUGGACAAUGAAUCAGAACACGAAAAGGAGAGUGUCGACGAGAACUCAAAUAACUCCACCCACCACAAAUUGACAAAUGAAAAUGGUCGUAAGAAAUUUUUUGUUAAUUAUAUGACCGGGUUGUAUGAAUGUCGAUAUUGUCGGAAAUCCUUUUCUCGGGAAUUUCUGCUUCAGAGACACGAAAAGAUUCACACGGGACAAAAAGGGAUUUAUUGUAAGGAGUGCGGUAAGGGCUUUACGGAACCCAUGACCUUACAUCAACAUCUGGAACAAUUUCACGGAAUUCCCAGUAAAUCGUCCGUUCUCGUUAUCCAGAAUAACCACGAAAAUUCCAACAGCAGCCACAAAUCACAAGAUGAAGGAAGGAAGAUUGAAAUGGAAAAAGGGAAGGAUGAAAUGAAAGGAGGGAAGGAUGAAAUGGAUAGAGUGAAGGAAGAAGUGAAAAGAGAGAAGGAUGAAAUGGAAAGAGAAGAGCAAAUUGACCUUGAUGAAAUUAAACAAGAGCCAACAGAAACUACCCAGGAAGACGAGAAAACCUCAAGUCAAACAGAGAAAGAACCUCAAAAACGUGAUUUUGAAACGGCCAGACAGUUGCUUGAAAAAGAGGGGUACCGGGAGGAAAUCACUGUCGUCAUGCCUGCAGAACCCCCAGCAGACCAACUUCAAGGGAAUACAUCAGAUUCAGGAAAUUCCAAUGCACCGUCAGAACAUUCUAUGUCUGACACCGAAAUAGAUGAUGGAGCAGAAAUCAAAAAGGCACCCAAAAGAUCGCUGAUGUCGUUUUGUAAAGAUGGUCCUCAAGCGAAGUCUCGACGAAAAGCUGCUCAGCCAACCAAAAUAGAGAACACAGAUGAUGAAGAUGCUAGCAGCGUUAAACUUGAAGUGAAGGAAGAAACCAUAGACGAUGUUGAACCAGCGAUGUCGAUCAGUUCAACUGCUGUUUUAGCGGCAGCAGCUUAUUCUACAAGCACCAUGGUUGCGCUUAAUCCUCUCUUAUUGGCAAGUUCUAUUGCCGCGGCAACAUCUAACCAUGGAGUCAACCGCUUCAUUCGUGCUCUGCCUGCUUCGGGACUCAUUGAAGACUCAGAUCAAACGAUUCCAGUAAGUCUGCCGAUCUCUAUACAGGUUCCGGGGGAAGGUCAGACAACUUCCAAGGCAUCACCUCCGAGCAUGACCUCCACUACGAGUAAAUCUUUCUCGUCUCCCGUGGAGCAAGAUGGGUUGUUUGGAUUCCCCCGAGUUCAGUGGAACCCUAAUUCAUCGAGUGAAAGUGGUGGAUCAAGUUCAGGGGGAUCAGGUUGUGAAGGGAAGGGGGGUAGAAGAACCAACUGGCAUCAUUCCACACCAGAAGAUUUGGCCGUUUCCACAGAUGGAAGAAAAGUUACAUCUCUUUCUAGAACACAUUCCAGACUACAUGUUGUGAAUCAGCCCGUUAAUCGCGAUAAUUUAUGUAAGCCGAUAGUUUUACCAGAUGGUCGUUAUGUCUACAGAUGUGACGUGUGCAGUAAGGACUUCCUGUCCUUCUCAGACGUAAACAGACACAUGGACUUUCAUGAAGAUAUUCGUCCGUAUAAAUGUGGUUUUUGUGAUUAUUAUGCUCGGACCAAUUCUCAACUUAAAGUUCAUAUGAUGAGGCACCAAGGUAUUCGUGAAUUCUGCUGUAAGCUAUGUAACUAUAAAGGUGUCACCCAAUCAGAUUUAAAUCGUCACACGAAAUCACAGAUACAUAUGUUGAAAGCUCGUAACGAAUGUCAACAUUGUGGCGAGGGUUUCGUUACAAAGAAUAACCUGGAUAAACACGUGGACAGUAACUGCUCAUUAAAAGGUCAUCCAUUGGGUAAAUUAUAAUCAAUAUUCACACGAUCGCGACCUUUGACCCAUUUCAUUUACAAUAUAGUCAGUUUCAUGUAUCCAAUUAUUAUGAUAUACAUUAGUCUGUUUCAUAUAUCCAGUUCAUUAUCCAUUUUAUAGCAAAGGUUGUAAUGAUAUGCAUCCAUAAUCAACAUAUAGUCUGUUUCAUAAUUCUGAUUUGUAAUCCAAAUCCAGGGUUUGUUUCAUAAUUCUGAUUUGUAAUCCAAAUCCAGGGUUUGUUUCAUAAUUCUGAUUUGUAAUCCAAAUCCUGGAUUUUAGUUUCUGUUGUAUUGGCCUGUUUUGACUGACUGGUAGUGAAACUGACCAGUUGGAGAAUAAACUUGUACUUAUCUAUUUACAAACAAUCUGAUUAAAACACAGAUCCUAUUUCGUUUCGUUUUUAAUAGUUCAAAAUUUUGUUUUGCUUGUCUGUACUACACUAGGAUCUGGAAGAGUUGUUUUAUUACCGACGUUCUGGUUGAAGUGAGGGAUUAGCCAAUGAAACGACGAGUUCUUGGCGUGCGAUGCAUGGAACUGUUGGUAAACCACCAGAAACGUCAACACUAAUUGAUUAAUCAAUGUCUGACGUCAUAAGGUCAAAAGCCCUCGUACGAUCCCUGAUGCAACCUUUCACUUCAACUGGUCAGAUCUUCAUGUAGUGUAGACGAUCGAAAGUAUAAAAA